Molecule: messenger RNA, 1073 nt
Organism: Notechis scutatus (mainland tiger snake)
Lineage: Eukaryota; Metazoa; Chordata; Lepidosauria; Squamata; Elapidae
Source: RefSeq, a predicted model, not a curated record
GGACAGAUGGCCUCACUUUUGACUCUAGAAUACUUUGGUAUACAAAGGAGUUCAUGGACGACUCAAAGAGUGCAAGGUGUCCAGGUCCUGCGGCUGCAAAACAAGCCCAAAUCAUCACCUCUCCACCUCUAUUGUUGGCAACAGAGAGGAUGGCAAUAAGAGCACUCUGGACAACUGUGGAGAACAAGCAUCACUGAAUAGCAAAGCAAGUCAGUCCAGAAAUCAAACUAUUUUCCAUUUCAUUCGAAAAGCUACACAAUUCUUCACCUUCCUCAGUAGGUGAUAGAGAAAUGAGAGAAAAUCAAGAAGAGAUUUCUAGCUGGGAAAAGUAGUGUGUGAUAUUCAAGCUUAUAUUACAUGAAAAGUCAAGGAAGAUUGUUUUUCCAUUCAGCAAAAGAGGGAAAUAUUUGGAAGUUACUGGGGACGAAAAGGUCAAUUGGAAAGCCACGUAGAGCAGACAGUGUUGAAGGUCUCACUGUGAGAGGAAGAAAACAGCUUGAAUCAAAGCACUACUAAGAAGUGACGAUCCAUUUUUUUUACCUCCUCAAGAAUAUAAGUUGUGGAAAACCUCCAUACACUUGCCUCUUGUAGGAAAGAUUCAACUUGAAAUCACAGCUGAUUAUGCCUAAGAGGAUUCAAACUGGAGAAAAACCUUACAUAUACUCUGAAUGUGGCAAAACCUCUGAUCAGAACAGCUUGUGAUAUGCCAGAUAACUCACACAGAGAGAAACCAUAUGAAUGUCCUGUUUGUGGGAAAAGCUUCACUACCUGUUCCAACCAUAUUAGCCACCAGAUGAUUCACACAAGCGAGAAUCUCUCUAAACGUCUUGAACAUGGGAAUAGUUUCACUCGGAAUUCUCACCUCAUUGCACAUGUGAGAACUCACACAGGAGAGAAACCCUUUGAGUGUCCUGACUGUGGGAAAAGUUUCACUAAAAAUUCCAGCUUGGUUCAACACCAGAGGACUCACACAGGAGAGAAACCUUUUGAAUGUCCUGAUUGUGGUAAAAGUUUCAUCAGAAUUCCAGCUUGGUUGAACACCAAAGGACUCACACAGGAGAGAAACCUUUUGA